AUGCCUCCGAAAAGCUCAAAGGCCAUGGACGGCCUCGACUUCAAGGCCAUUUCAAAGCAAUUCGCCAAGGCAAAGGCCGCCCGCGAGGCCAGGGAAGCGCAAGAGGCCGAGGCCGUAGCCCAGGGCCUGCCUACCGAGAAGGAACAGACGGCCAUCCUCGAGGCGCAGCGAGACAAGCUCAACAAGAAGCGGCAAAAGGCCUACGAGCGACGCUGGUGGUGGACGACGGCCUUUUGGACGUUUCUGUUCGCCGUCCAUGCCCUGGGCAUCUGGCUCUUCUCCAGCGGCUUCCUGCUGACGAGGCUGGUGCUGGAGGACAAGUCCAGCUGUGCCGCGCCGCCGGUCGAGGGCCUGGCAGCGAGUCAGGCCGCGCUGGAUGUGCAAAAGGGGUGCUGGCAUCCGAAGCAGUUUGACCGCGCCGUCGUGAUCCUGAUUGACGCCCUGCGAUACGACUUUACCAUUCCCGAGGAUCCGGCCGCGGCGCACGCCUUCCAAAACUCGCUGCCCUUUUUGUACGACACGGCUGUCAAGACGCCCCAGAAUGCCUUCCUGCGGCCCUUUAUUGCCGACCCGCCGACGACGACGCUGCAGAGGCUCAAGGGUUUGACGACGGGGACGCUGCCGACCUUUAUCGAUGCGGGGAGCAAUUUUGCUGGAACUGCCAUUGACGAGGACAAUCUGCUGAUGCAGAUGAGGGACGCGGGGAAGAAGAUUGCGCAUCUGGGAGACGACACUUGGUGGUCUCUGUUCCCGGGCCACUUUGAGGCCAAUAUCAGCAAGCCCUAUGACAGCUUCAAUGUAUGGGAUCUGCACACGGUCGAUAACGGAGUCAUUGACAACAUCUUUCCGCUUCUGGAGUCAGAGGGACAGUGGGAUCUCCUCAUUGGCCACUGCUUGGGCGUUGACCAUGCUGGACACCGUUAUGGUCCCAAUCACUCCGCCAUGACCGCCAAGCUGCAGCAGAUGAACGAGUUCAUCACCAAAGUUGCAGGAUCCAUUGACGACGACACGCUCCUCAUAGUCAUGGGUGACCACGGCAUGGACGGAAAAGGCGAUCACGGAGGCGAGAGCGACGAUGAGGUCGAGGCUGCUCUGUGGAUGUAUUCCAAGCGACCCUUUUUCGGCAGAACAUCGUCCGAGUUUGUCACUCCACCGGCUACUGCCAAGAUUCGCCCUGUUAACCAGAUUGAUCUUGUGCCAACCCUUGCGCUGCUUCUGGGCAUCCCCAUCCCGUUCAACAAUCUCGGAAAGCCGAUUGAAGAGGCCUUUGCGGGACAAAAGGGCAACAAUUGGGCCAAUCUUGCUGCUGUUUCGCGACUGGCUUCUGCCGGAAUCGAGAGAUACCGACAGUCAUACUUCAAGGCCCGUGGCAUUCAUCAGACUACAGAGCCUGGCUCUCCCGCCGCUCUCUGGGAAUUGGCCAACACUGCCGGAUUGAAGGAUAAAGCCGCCUAUGAUGCUUUCACUAAGUUUGAAGAUGAGGCUCUUCAGGUCUACAAAGGCUUGUGGGCUCGAUUUGACGUCCCCAGGAUGGUGGGUGGUGUCUUUAUUACUGCCGUUGGCCUUGUGAUGCUUGUCAUGUACGCAUCGAAGCCCGCAGACGAGGAGUUUGUAGUGGCCAAUGAUGCUGAGCUCGAUUAUGCCGAGAGGCGAUUGGAGCUUAUGAACCUGAACCAAGAAGACAAGGAGGAACACCCGGAUCAGGGUUACCACCGGAGUCUUUUGGGUGGAUUGGCCGAUGCUCGAGUGCUCUUCGUCGUAGGCGUUUUGGUUGCCGUGGGAGUUUACCGCCAGCAGCCUUUGGACGGCCUCGCAGCCCUGGCUGUGACAUUAUUGAUCACCGGUGUCAUCUCAUCGCUUUCUACUGCCGGCAAGACACUGGCCAAUAUCUUCCCUAAGACCUUUUGGGGCUGGUUGUCCGUUGUCCUUACUCUCAGUCAUUCCAUCGGUUUUGCUUCCAACUCUUACACGAUCUGGGAGGACUCGAUCCUCUUGUUCUUCAUGGCAACAUUUGGAGUCGCUGUGCUCAUCUCGUCGUUCCGCAUCGAAUCCAAGGUUGACCGCACGAUGGCCAUCUAUCACACAGUCACAUUCAUCGUUCUCGGACGCUUGGCCUCGUACUCUAAGCUUUGCCGCGAGGAGCAGAUGCCCUACUGCACUUCAACCUACUACUCAUCUGUCACAUCCUCCACGUCGGCUCCCUGGCAGCUCGUCAUUCCCUUUGCUGUGUUCAUCAUUCUGCCAGAUGUCAUCAAGGCAUUCCUCUUGCCUUCGAAAUCGUAUGAGAGCCUGGCACCCACGUGGAUCGGAUAUGCCUUCCGCGGUAGUUUAUUCCUGUCUGCUCUAUACUGGACUAUUGAUUCUGCCAACAACGGCGGAUGGCUUGCCGAGCGAUUCUCCGAGAGCACUCUUAAAUCAACCGGGGUGUACCUGGCGCAGAUUAUCCUGGCGCUCUCUCUGAUUGUCGGAUCGACGUCGUUUGCCUGGGCACCGCCAAACAUUUCUAUCUUGUCGACACAGUCUAAGACUGGACAGCUGGUGACGAUUCUCGGAUACGGCAACGCCAUGGGCGCUCGAUACCUCUACCUCCCGCUCAACCUGCUCGCCGCCUGCAUCCUCCUCACGAAGCCCAUGGGCUCGGGAGCCUUGUCCAUCAUGAUGUGGCAGAUCCUCUGCCUGGUCGAAAUCAUCGACCUCAACCAGCUCAAAUCCGAGGCCAUCGGCCCCGUCAUGCUGGCCAUUCUCGGCAACUUCUACUUCUUCAAAACCGGCCACCAGGCCGUCCUCUCCAGCAUCCAAUGGGACAGCGCCUUCAUCCCCCUCUUCUCCAUCCGCUACCCCUGGUCCCCUCUCGCCGUCGGCCUCAACACCUUUGCGGGCCAAAUCAUCGCCGCCGCCUCGGUGCCCCUCGUCGUGCUCUGGAAAGUCGGCCCCAAACAGCGCGGCGUGCUCGAAAAGUCUGCGCGCGCGCUGGGCGUCUUCAUUGCCUACUUUGCCGUCGAGGCCCUCGCUACGAUGAGCUGGGCCGGCUGGCUAAGGAGACAUCUCAUGCUGUACCGGGUGUUUUGCCCGCGGUUCAUGCUGGCGGCGCUGUUGCUGCUGGCGAUGGACCUGGUGGGCGUGUUGGUGUCGUUGGUGGGCGUGAGGACGAAUACGAUGGCGGUUUGCGAGGUGUUUGGGUGGGUGGAGUAG
This is a messenger RNA of Trichoderma gamsii, 3192 nucleotides long. RefSeq lists its product as hypothetical. Lineage: Eukaryota; Fungi; Ascomycota; Sordariomycetes; Hypocreales; Hypocreaceae. The record is from RefSeq and is a predicted model, not a curated record. Gene Ontology annotation, cellular component: endoplasmic reticulum membrane. The coding region runs from base 1 to 3192 and encodes 1063 amino acids. The transcript has a single exon. Gene Ontology annotation, molecular function: mannose-ethanolamine phosphotransferase activity. Gene Ontology annotation, biological process: GPI anchor biosynthetic process.